Messenger RNA from Onychostoma macrolepis, 3980 nucleotides. It is a transcript of the gene odf2a, whose product is annotated as outer dense fiber of sperm tails 2a. The transcript is spliced from 19 exons. Lineage: Eukaryota; Metazoa; Chordata; Actinopteri; Cypriniformes; Cyprinidae. The coding region runs from base 455 to 2962 and encodes 835 amino acids. Gene Ontology annotation, cellular component: centrosome. Gene Ontology annotation, biological process: regulation of cilium assembly. The record is from RefSeq and is a predicted model, not a curated record.
UUAGGCUUCUUCACGUUUUCGCAUGCUGCUGUAGCCGUCGGUUUAUUAACGGACGCUGAAACAAAAUAAUAGAUAGCAUUUCCACAACUUGUUUAUAGUUUCUGGUCGAACAAAGAUUAUCACUGGAAUGUCGUUAAAAAGAUAUUCUAAGCUUUGUUUGUAUUCUUAACAACGACUGCAGCUUGGGCCUUUGUUAGGCUUGGUUUCUAGGGACACCGUUGCUAUAGACAGCGUACUACAUAAAGCUGACCGAGGUCAGGCGAUUUCCUCCAAUCACGAUCACGCACUUGCAACGAAACCUUUUGAAUCAGCCAAUCAAAUGAAAGACCGAUUACCCACCGGAAGAAAGGGCUUUCGAGACUCUGGGAUGACAAGAAAGCUGAAGUAGUUCGGAACUAUUUUAAUGUAACGUUACAUUUUUUCCGUAUCGACGUUUGAAUGUUUGUAAUUUCGCAUGAGAAAAUCAACAAGAACAAGCUCUUCUUCCCCACCUCUGCAUGUGCAUGUGAACGAGACUACGCCUGUGCAUGUGCAUGUGAAGAAGAGCACAAAAUGCAGCCCUACCAAGACAGCCCAGGUUAAAACAAAAAGUAGCUUGCAUCCUACUGCUAAGGUGAAGACGAGGGUCCCAUGGAUACCACCCGGCAAGGUCUCAACACGAGAGACCUCAUAUAAAUGGGAGGGGCCAUCUCAUCGUCUGGAGAUAACACCUCCACAGGAACCAGAGCGCUCCCAGUCUCCUCUCCGAAUAGAAGAUCUCUCCACGGAUGAAGAAGAGGCACUGCAUGGACGCAUCAAUCAGUACGAGAGGAAGAUUGACAACCUUAUGACAGAGGUCAGCUCUCUGAAAAAUGAGGUCGAACUUCGUAAGAAGGAGCAGCAGCUAGAGCGUCAGUCGGAGAGAUUGAGUGCAUCGCAGCGCGUCAUCGCUGAGCAGGAGGAGGAGCUUGCAGAGGUCGCCCGGGAGCUGGAGGCCACAGAGCAGGAGAACUCCCGCCUACGGGAGUCCAUGGAAAAAAUGAUGGAGGGGAAUGAUUUUGGGAGAUUAGAGAGAGACAGUUUGCAGCCAGACAAAGAUGUUCUACUCAGGAAACUGCUGGAAGCAGAGAUGGACAGCAGUGCAGCCGCCAAGCAGGUGUCAGCCCUCCGCGAAACGGUCAGCCAUAUGUCCAGGAGUGCGAGUGCGAGUGUAAGUGAGAAAAAGAUGUCAGGAUCAGAUUCAACGCUCUUGACCCGACAGAAAGAGCUGUUGCUGCAGAAGCUGGAGACUUUUGAGAGCACUAACAGAGCCCUCAGACAUCUUCUGAGAGAACAGCAUAGUCGAGAGAUGGAAUCACAAAGACUCUUAGAGCAGAAAGAUGUGCUUCUAAAAAAACUUUCUGAUGUGGAAGCAGAAAAUUCGCGUAUUCUUGUAAAGCUUCAGGACAAAGACAGAGAGAUUAACCAGCUCACUUCCUUGUUAGAAAGCGAAAAGGACAGUGCAAAGACCACCACUGAACUGUCCAAAGUCUUAGAGUCCACUCGAGCACAUCUGCAGGGUCAACUACGCAAUAAAGAGGCAGAAAAUAACCGUCUCAAUGUUCAGAUCAGGAAUCUAGAGCGAUCCAUCAGCCAGCAGCAGGGGGAGGUAGAACACCUGCAGAAUCAGUUGGGUGACCUCAGACAGCAGGCGGAGGCUGAUAAGGAGGCCCUGAAAAAAGCCACGCGGGCACAGAAACAGCGGGCUCAGCGCAGUGAAGACACUGUGGGACAGCUCAGUGCCCAGCUCUUGGAGAUAGAAGCACAGUUGGCAGAUGCUGUGUCAGCCGCAGAGAACUGGAGCAGUCGCCACACAAAAGAGAUGAAGGAAAAAGGACAGCUAGAGAUGGAGAUCACAUUGUUGAACAGCCGUAUUACAGACCUUACGGAACAGUUGCAUGGCCAGGAAGAGAAAGCCCGAACAGAGAGAGAUGGCCUUUUAGAUCGCCUUCAUGCGCUCAAUACAGAGAACACUACUAUACGCCUGGAGAACCAGAGCCUUAAGGCUACUUUGUCCACCUUGGAAGAGAAGUUGACGUUGUCCCAGUCUGAGGUCCAGCAGGUCAAAGUUUCAGUGAAACAGUAUGAGAGCUUGGUGGACAGCUAUAAAGCCCAGGUUCAGAAGACCCGUGCCGAAGCAGAUGAGUACUCUGCACGUCUACAGGUGGCUGAAACUGAAGCCCAGGCUGUAAGAGACGAGCUAGACCAGGAGAUCCAGAAGGUCAGGAAGCAGCUUCAAGGUCGUUUGGUCGAGAUGGAGCCACUUCCUGAAGCUCUGAGACAUGCUGAACUCCAGUUGCAGGAAGCUCAUGAGAAAGAGCGCUUACAAGAGAGAAGAAACACAGAGCUUGGCACCUCCCUCGCAGAGCUACGCAUCAAGGCAGAGCAACAGGGAAGUCUGGCAGAAAUGUUGAGACACAAGAACAUGUUGCUGCAAGAAGAAAACAAGCAGCUUCAGCACAAAGUAGAGGGCUUUGAACGGAAGCUAGAGGAGGCUAACUCCCAAAAUCGAGACCUCAUCCAGGUCAUUUCAAAACGUGAAGAAACAAUUCAUAGCAACCAAGUGCGUCUGGAAGAAAAGUCUCGAGAGUGCAGUAUUCUGACUCGACAGCUGGAGGAGGCCCUGGACGAUGCUCGUCGCCAGGUUACCCAGACCAGGGAGCGAGCAGCCUCUAAAGAGCGUGUUACACAGUCCAAAAUUGUUGACCUAGAAACUCAAUUAAGCAGAACAACAACUGAGCUCAACCAGUUACGACGAACCAAAGAGGAGGCUGAGCGGAGGUACCAGAGCCGUUUACAAGACGUCAAGGACAGACUGGAGCAGUCCGACAGCACAAACCGCAGCCUCCAGAACUAUGUCCAGUUCCUCAAAUCUUCUUACGUCAAUGUGUUUGGAGAUCCUGCUCUCACUGGAUCAUCGUUCCGCACACCUUCACCAAUCUGAAAACCCUUUCAGGUGUCUUUUUAGACUUCCUUUACAUGGACAGACAUGUAUUCAUCUAAUUGUCACUACUGAUGACCUCUUGACUUUGCUGUGGUUUGUACUUUACUCUUGAAGGAUUAUUUAUUUGACAUGGUCAUUGUACGUGCUACUGGUGAGUACCAAGAAAGGUCUCUUUUUAGUAUUACAUAUCCAUCCUAGUAUGAGAAUUCUGGUCUUAUAGACAAAUUCUUGUGUCAUUUUGCCCUGACUCAAGGUGGCCGUUAUGCAAUAAAGAGAGUUCAAGAUAUUAUCUUCUUGCAAAACUUUUCUUUAAUUUACAUAUCAAAAAUGAAGGUUGUACUGCACUUACAGUAAUUUGGAUAUUGUCUUUUUUGAGCUUUUGCUUGUAUCUGGUUUUAAAACAUACACUUUGCUUUGUAGUUGCAGUAUAUGAUUGUCAGUUUAAAUAAUAUCAGUAUAUACAGUAUGAUGAUUGUAUAAAGUACAGUAAGAGUUUGUAAUUCAUAAUUAAUCUGUUAUAUCCAUAAAAUACCAUCACAAUCACCUGUUUAAAUUUGUAUUAGCUUAGUACUUGAGUUGGUUUAAGAGACAAAAUGACAACAAACUCAGGAUUUAUCAUUUUAUUUUUCAGCCAAAGGUUGUUUUUAAUUAUAACAGGGCCAUUAUGUGAAUAUAUCUAUAUCAUAACAAUGCAGAAAGCAUCUUUUUACUCAAUGUUACAUUGUUGUUGUCAGUAGGCUGAGAGCAUAGAAUUCCAGUAAUAAAAUGUCUAUUGGUGCUAUACAUUUACAUUACUGUAACCAUUCAUCUUUUUUGUUUAAAGUUAUACUUGCACUUUUUUGUCUUUUAUUUAUCUCAUGACCUGUCUUGUGAAAUAUCCAAACAGUAAUGUUUCACUGUUGCUUAUAUGAAAUGCAAUAGUACGUGUAUUUUUUAAUUGGUAAGAAUAUUUUGUAUACAUAUAAAGUGUAUAAUAUGUACUUAAGUGUAUUAAAGUAUUUUGAAAACUGCUAUGUGC